UGGCGGCCCAUCUCGUCCUUCUACUUCACGCUCACGCUCUUCACUACUGUUGGCUACGGCAACUUCGCGCCGCGGACGGACCUGGGCAAGGUCUUCGUGUGCUGCUUCACGCUCAUCGGCAUGAUUUAUGCUUUCGCGACCUUCAACAUGUUCGGCGAGCGCGUCGCCUACUCGCUGCGCAAGCUCGGCCGGCGCAUCGACGAGAUGGUCCACGCGCGGCGCCACGGGCUGUCGGACCGCGGCUUCGCGCUGGCCGUGAGCCUGUGCUGCGCGGCCUACCUCGUCUUCGGCGCGUGGCUCGCGAUGGCCGUCGAGGACUUCUCCUUCGGCAACGGCCUGUACUACGCGAUCUGCACGCUGUCGACGCUCGGGCUCGGCGACUACACGCCGGGCAUCGAGACGCGGUCCCUCGUCGUGGCCUGGAUCUACAUCACCGUGGGCCUGGGGUUGUUGGGAUGCACGGUGCGCAUCAUC
Aureococcus anophagefferens is the source of this 474-nucleotide messenger RNA. RefSeq lists its product as hypothetical. NCBI's taxonomy places the organism in Eukaryota, Pelagophyceae, Pelagomonadales, Pelagomonadaceae. Gene Ontology annotation, cellular component: membrane. The annotation marks the transcript as partial. The transcript has 2 exons. Gene Ontology annotation, biological process: potassium ion transmembrane transport; stabilization of membrane potential. The record is from RefSeq and is a predicted model, not a curated record. Gene Ontology annotation, molecular function: potassium ion leak channel activity.